This is a messenger RNA of Centropristis striata (black sea bass), 2617 nucleotides long. RefSeq names its product gastrula zinc finger protein XlCGF57.1-like. The transcript has 2 exons. Gene Ontology annotation, molecular function: DNA-binding transcription factor activity, RNA polymerase II-specific; RNA polymerase II cis-regulatory region sequence-specific DNA binding. Bases 290 to 2236 code for a protein of 648 amino acids. Gene Ontology annotation, biological process: regulation of transcription by RNA polymerase II. Lineage: Eukaryota; Metazoa; Chordata; Actinopteri; Perciformes; Serranidae. The record is from RefSeq and is a predicted model, not a curated record.
CAGUUAGUAGCAGUUUCUUUAUUGUUCGUGAGAAAGUUUGUGUUGUGAUCCGUCAGAGCCUCUGUGUGUCCGGAUAAACCUGUCUGAAUGGACUUUGUGCUGUUCACCUUUUCUUUCUGGAUGUUUUACCUCUGACUCAUCUCCCGGUAGACUACAAACACAUUCAAGUUAGCUUAGCAUGCUAGCUGGUUAGCACCACAGCGCUAGUCAGAGUGACUGUUUAAUGGAGAGCAAACUGUGUUUCUGACGGAGUUUGUGUGGAGAAAAAGUUGGUGUCACUGUGUGAAAAAUGUCUAAAGUCCAAACGGUGAGAGCGCUGGUGGAGCAGCGACUGACUGCGGCUGCUGAAGAGAUAUUUGGGCUGUUUGAAAGAACGAUAGCAGAGUACGAGGAGGAACUUUAUCGUUCAAAAGAGAAGAACGAGCGACAACAGAAACUACUGGACGCUGUUUUCAACCCUCAGAUUCAGCUACACAGAGCAGACAUUCAGCAGCUGUUGGUGAGCGAAGAAGAGUUUCCCUCUGAGCAGCAGGAGAGGAGCUGCAGUCUGGACCAAGACCAGGACCAGGAGGAGCCAGAGCCCCCAUACAUUAAAGAGGAACAGGAGGAACCUUGGACCAGUCAGCAGGGAGAGCAGCUUCAGGGGCUGGAGGAGGCUGAUAUCACCGAGUUCACAUUCACUCCUGUGAAGAGUGAAGAAGAUGAAGAGAAACCUCAGUCCUCACAGCUUCAUCAAACACAAACUGAACAGAUGGAAACAGAAGCUGAUGGAGAGGACUGUGGAGGACCAGAACCAGACAGGAGCUCUGAUCCAGAUCCACAUUUACAACCUGAUACUGAGGACGAGUCUGCAGACUCUUCUGAACCUGAGACUGAUGACAGUGCUGAUUGGAAGGAAACCAGAGAACCUCAGUCAGGUUUGAACUGUUUGAAAAAAGAUGGCGGCCCUGUCAGAGAUUCCAGAUUUAGUGCUGAUGAGAAACGAUUUAGCUGCUCUGAGUGUGGGAAAAGAUUUGGCUACAAGUACCAUUUGAAGAGACAUAUGAGACUCCACAGAGUAGAGAAACUUUUCAGCUGCUCAGUUUGUAAGAAAACGUUUACACUGAGUGGAACUUUAAAGUCACACAUGAGACUCCACACAGGAGAGAGACCUUUCAGCUGCUCAGUUUGUAAGAAAACUUUUACACGGAGUGGACAUUUAAAGUCACACAUGAGACUCCACACAGGAGAGAGACCUUUCAGCUGCUCAGUUUGUAAGAAAACGUUUACACAGAGUGGAACUUUAAAGUCACACAUGAGACUCCACACAGGAGAGAGACCUUUCAGCUGCUCAGUUUGUAAGAAAACUUUUACACUGAGUGGACAGCUAAAGGCACACAUGAGCCUCCACACAGGAGAGAAACCUUUCAGCUGCUCAGUUUGUAAGAAAACUUUUACACGGAAUGGACAUUUAAAGUCACACAUGAGAGUCCACACAGGAGAGGAACUUUUCAGCUGCUCAGUUUGUAAGAAAACUUUUACACUGAGUGGAACUUUAAAGUUACACAUGAGACUCCACACAGGAGAGAGACCUUUCAGCUGCUCAGUUUGUAAGAAAACUUUUACACGGAGUGUACAUUUAAAGUCACACAUGAGAGUCCACACAGGAGAGAAACCUUUCAGCUGCUCAGUUUGUAAGAAAACUUUUAGACAGAGUGGAACUGUAAAGUCACACAUGAGACUCCACACAGGAGACAAACUUUUCAGCUGCUCAGUUUGUAAGAAAACAUUUACACAGAGUGGAGCUUUAAAGUCACACAUGAGACUCCACACAGGAGACAAACUUUUCAGCUGCUCAGUUUGUAAGAAAACUUUUGCACAGAGUGGAAAUUUAAAGUCACACAUGAGACUCCACACAGGAGAGAAACCUUUCAGCUGCUCAGUUUGUCAGAAAACUUUUACACUGAGUGGAACUUUAAAGUCACACAUGAGACUCCACACAGGAGAGAAACCUUUCAGCUGCUCAGUUUGUAAGAAAACUUUUACACGGAGUGGACAUUUAAAGUCACACAUGAGAGUCCACACGGGAGAGAAACCUUUCAGCUGCUCAGUUUGUAAGAAAACUUUUACACGGAGUGGACAUUUAAAGUCACACAUGAGAGUCCACACAGGAGAGAAACCUUUCAGCUGCUCAGUUUGUAAGAAAACUUUUGCACAUUGUGAAACUUUGAAGAAACACAUGAGAGUCCACACAUGAGAGAAACCUUUCAUAAAUGUGCUGGCCGUUCAUCCUCAAAGUUUCAUCAAACUGAGGAGAACAAAGAGGCAGAGCCUCAAGCCAGCAGCCCACAUGAAGAGAUGCAAACAUCUUUUUCAAUCUUUUUAAAGGACUCGAGAAAGAUUAGUAUUUUUUAAAUGCUUCAAAGCUUGUAGUAACUUUUAUAAAAAUGUAAUCUGUUUGUAUGAAAUGUACCUACAAUCUCGAUAUAAUUAAACAAUACUUUCUUUUCCAUGAUGUGAUAUGAUAUUAAUUUUUUUUGUUUUUUUUGUUUUUCAAAACAAACUUUCACCAACUGAUAUUUUAAUUCAAUAUUUGAUUGUAGAAGUGUAACAUUUACAACUUUUUUAAAUAGAAAAA